AUGCCGUCGACGGCUGACUUGGGCGCCGGGACAAAUUCGGGCCGUGCCUCCCGAUUCACCAUGUCCGAGAGGAAUCUCGGACUGAUGAUGGAAAUCAUCCGAAAAGAUCCAGAGUCUUAUAAGGAGGUUCGAGAAAGAAAAAAUCGAUUAAUUUGAGUUUUUCCGUUAAAAAAAUGUGUUAAAUUUCCGCGAAAUUCGAAAUUUUCUCUGACUCUCCAAAAAUUUAGUGGUCUUUUUCAUUCUCUGACGGCUAUUUUGGAUUUUGCGGUUUUUUUUUGAACUCAAUUUUCAGCAGAGAUCGAAGAAUCUCAGAAAAAAAUAUUAUCUUAUAUUUAUUAUGAAACUUAAUCUUUUUUUCAUUUCUAUUCCAUUCGAAAAAAAUGUUUUUUUCACUUUUUUCGCGUAAUAAUAAUUUUCCGGGAUCAUUCCUGGAUUUUUGAAUAGAAUUUUUUUAGAUUAUUAAAGCUUCAAUUUCAAUUUUUGAAUAUUCAACUUGAAAAAAAUUAUGAAAAUGCAUAUUUUUUUAGGAAAAUCAUGUUGAAAUGUCUUACAGAUUCACGCGAAAAAAAUUAAAAAAAUUUUUCUUAUUUUGUAAUAAAAAAAUGUGCAUUUUACAGGUGCUGAAAGCUCUGUAAAAGUGUGAAAAAAAUAAAAUUGAGAAUAUAUUCAGAAUUUUGCGAAUUAAGAUCACAUAGAAUUUCUCAACUUGUUCGCCAAGAAAAAAAUAAAUUUUUUUCGUGGUUUUUUUCUGGAAAAAAAUUGCCAAAAAAAUCGUAUUUUUUUAAAAUUUUCUACAGAGCUUUACUUAAAGUCCUUCAGAUUUUUUUGCGAAAAAAAUCAAAAAAAUUUCUUUAUUUUUCCAACCCGAAAUUUGAAUUUUUGAAGGUUUUUGAAAGCUUUUUUUGUAAGCUUGUGUUGAAAGUUUUACAUUUGUAAAAAAAUCAGGAAUUAUUUUUCUAAUUUUUUUAAAAAUGAGAUUCUAUCAAGGUGCUCUACAUGAGAAUUAAGAAAAAACCCCGAUUUUUCCGAGAAAAAUUGACCGAAACUAAAAUUUGUACUGAUUUUUUUGGAGACAGUUCCACAAAGAUUUUCAAUAUCCGGAAAAUUUAUAUAAUUUCCUCAGGAAUUCCUCGAACAAUUCAACCAUUUCGUCCAAACCAUGAAACUGCUGCACAUGCAGCCCGAACAACACAGGAUGGAACUUCAGCCUUUGCUGGAAUCGGUCACUUUUCUGUCCGGAUUGGCCAAACAUUACCCCGGUGAGCUUUUUUGGGGGGUCGAAAAAGGGUGUUUGAAGAAAAAGUUUUUAAAAACCACUGAAACUUGGGAGCAAAAAAAUGAAAUUUUUUUCAGUCCAAACAAAAAAAUUAAGGGAAGAGAAAAAUUUCUCGAAAAAAAUUGAACAUAAUUUUUAAAAAAAUAUUCUAUUUAUACACACUUAAAACUAUGAGAAAUUCCCAUUAAACGUCGUAAAUUGAAAUUUUUCGUUUCCCAAACGGACGCUACCAGAAAAAGUAUAUAUUUGUGAAAAAUGUUGGAUUUCUUAUCAUAAAUUUUUCAAGGCUCAGUUUUCGAAUCUCUAUAGGGAUUUUUUUGAUUUAAAAGCUUAGAUUUCUUGUUUUUUUCGAGAAAAAUAUCACGUAUUUUUUUCCAAAGAUUUUAUUGAGAUCAAUUUUUUUAGAUUUUUCCAUUUUGCAUAAAAAUUUUUUUCCCAACUUCAAGCUUCUAAAAAUAAUUUUUCUCCUAUAUUUUUCACAUUUUUUUCGAACACUUUGAACUACAAAAAAAUAUCUUUUUCUCCACUUUUUUUAUCACUUCAAGCUACUAAAUAAUGUUUUUUUCCAGCUAAUUCCAAGCAAUUUUCGAGCAGUUUGUUCUCAAUUUUACGUGAGCAGAGCGCUGGCCUCGAUCCUGAGGUGAUUUUAUUUUUUAUCAACGUCAGAGUGGUCCCUAGAGGGGUCAGGGGGAACACAGCUUCAAUAAGGGGGGCAUAAAAGUGGUCCCUAUAGGGGUUUUUUUAAUCCUUCAAAAAAAUAAAUAGUCGUUAGGAUAGUCCCCUAGAGUUACCACAAAUUGAAACCCUAGAGUGACCUCUUUUGCCAGCUUCAGUGACCCCUAUAGGGUUUAGUAAAUGUAUGUUCUUCAUUUGAACAACGGUGAAUCACUUAGGAACUCAAAAGUGGUCCCUAGAGAAGAACCUUUAAGAGACCCCAUAGGGGCCACUAAUUGAAACCACUAAAGUGGCCUCUUUUGCUAGAUUAAGUGACCCCUAUAGGAGUUGGUAAAUUCAAUAUAUCCUUUAUUUGAACAACGGUGAGUCACUUAAGUGGCCUUUAGAGCAGAACCUUCAAGAACCCCUAUAGGGACCCCUCUAGCGUUUCUAAGAAGGAGAAAAUUUCAAAAAAUUCCAAUUUUGAGGUGAGAAUGGCCUUCUGCAAGGCGUUGGUCAUGCUGAGAAACCAAAAUCUGAUCGAUCCCAUCGAAUUAUUGGAAACUUUCUUUGAACUCGUCAAAAUCGAGGACAAGCAUUUGAGGUUUUCAAAUGAAAAAUCUAGAAAAAAUCAAAAAAUUUUCCAGAAAGUUCAUUUUGGCCUCGAUCAGCUCUCAUUUGAAGCGACUCUACAGCAAGAAGAAGGACAAUAAAACGUUGGGAAAAAUCCAAAAUCUGUGCUAUUCCAAGAUGAAGGUUUGUUUGGUCCUGAAUUUAUUAAUUUGAGCGAGAAAAAGGUUGAAUUAUCGAUUAAAACUCAACUUUCCUUGACCAAAUCGACGUGAAAAUUAAAAAUCCAGAGAAAUCGUGGCCCGAGCGUUUUUUGAUGAAAUUAAUAAAGAAGCCCAAGCAAAUAUUUAAAAACAGGACUCCCGAGCAACCGUGGCCCAAGCUUUUUCAACCAAAAAUCCGAAGAAAUCGUUUCUCAAACUUUUUUUUUUGAUGAAAAUAAUAAGCAAGCCCAAGCAAAUAUUUGAAAAACAGGACUCCCGAGCCAUCGUGGCCCGAGCUCAAGCGAAUAUUUCAAAAUAAGGGCUCACGAGAAAUCGUGGCCCAAGCUUUUUUCAACCAAAAAUCCAGAGAAAUCGUGGCCCAAGCGUUUUUAAUGAAAACAAUAAGUAAGCCCAAGCAAAUAUCUAAAAAUCAGGACUCCCGAGCAAUCGUGGCCCGAGCGGCACAGCUCGUCUGCAUCGACGCCUUCCGGAAAAGAUUCUGGCGCGACGCCAAAACGGCCAACGUCAUCGCCGAAGCUUGUUUCCACAAGGUUCCCAAGAUCCAGGUGAUUUUUUGAACCUAGGGGAUUAUAAAUUAAUGAUUUAUCGAUCCAAAAUGAGGCUUUGAACAAAAAAAUCUUAAUUUUUUUCAUAGUUAAAAAGCUUAAAUUUUUGGUUUUUUUGAGGAAAAUUAAAUAUUUUUAAGCUGGCUAUCUAAUUUCCAUCAACUUAAUGCAUUUCUCUAUCGGAAUUUAGGAAAAAAAACAAUUUCAAAAAACGUCAGAGCGGUCCCUAGAGGGCCGACUUUAAAAGCCCAUAAGGCUUCUCUCUAGAUACCACUCCGAACCAAAACUCCUAUUGGUACCAUUUAAAUUUCAGCCCUCUAGGGGCCACUUAUAUGUCUUGUACAUUUAAAAUCAUAACAAAAUUGAAAAAUCACUAUAGGGGCCACUUAAGCUCAGGCGGUUCAGGAGUCCGACCCAAAACCCUAUAGGGGCUACCUGAAUUUUAGUUCUCGAGGGGACACUUAUAUGUCUUUUACAUCUGAAAUCAUAACAAAAGGGAUAUAACACUAUAGGGAUCAUUUCAGGGGCUUAGGAGUCCGUCCCUUCAGGGAUCCUUGAAUUUCAGCCCUCUAGGAGCCACUAAAGCUUCAGGGGCUUAUGUGUCAGACCCAAAACUCUUUUGCUCAGGUAACUGCAAUGAAGUUCUUCCUGGGCUCGAAAAACGACGAAGAAGGCGUCAGCGAAGACGAGAGUGACGCAGAAGACGUCGAAGACGACGCCAAAACCUUGAAAGAGGUUAUGACGGCGUUCCGACACGCGAAGAAGACCCGAAAACGGGCCAAGGACCUGGAGAAGACCAAGAAAACGAUGAGCAAGAAGAAGAAACAGAAGAAAGGUGUCCUGAAACCUCAAAAGAAUGAAUUUAAACUGCGGAUUUGUAGAGGGAAGAAGCCGGGAGUGCAAUUUGAUGGCAAUCCAAUCUUUGUACGACCCUCAGGAGUUUGCCGACCGACUGUUCGGCAUGUUGGAGUCGAAAAAAGUCGACAAGUUUGAGGUUUUACAAAAAUGAAGCGCGCCCGACUAAAAGCUACUUUCGCACGGGGACAUGGAAAAGUGUAGCUCACCAUUUGAAAAUGUUAAGGAUCUCUUGAAUUUUUUGUUCUUUGGGUUCAGAAAAUGCUUGUGGGAGGUUAGGAAGGUCAUAGAGUUUAGAUUUUUUCAAGUCAUCCCUCAAGCUCCGCCCCUAAUUAAAAAAAUGAAGUGCGCCCGACCAAAAACUACUUUCGCACGGGGAGAUGGAAAAGUGUCGCCAUUAGAAAAUCUUAAGGAUUUCUUGAAUUUUUCGUUCUGUGUGUUUAGAAAAUGCUCGUGGAAGGUUAGGAAGAUUAUAGAUUUUUUUAAUUUCAAGUCAUCCCUCAAGCUCCGCCCCUAGUUAUGCGAUAAGCCAAUCAGAGAGCGAGCUUUCCAGAGAGGAGGUUUUAAAGACGUCAUCGCGCUUUUAAAAAGCAAAAUUUGAACAGAUUUCAAGUUUCGAAUAGCAGAAAAAAGAUAUUUUUCGGAUUUUGAGCUAUGAAUUGAUGAAUUUGAAGCUGAAAAAAAAAUCUAGAAGCAGAAUUGAAGUUAAGGAAUAUUGAUUUUCCAUAGGCAAAAGUUCAAAACUUUUCGCAUUUUUGAAUUUUUUUAAGGUGAUCCAUAGGCAAAGCCGGAAAGGAUGCAAAAAGGCUCCGUAGAAGUGUUCCUUUUUGCUGCCUUUUGGCGCCCUUUCAACAGCUUUUAUGCACCAUUUUUGCAGCCUCUUCCCUUUCCACCAUUUCUUGUGCCUUUAUAAAUCUAUUAAAAAUGGAAGGCUCGAUAAAGGGACCCAUUUUGCUGCCUUUCUGCACCCUUUCUGCAGCCUUUUUGCCGCCUUUCUGCGCCCUUUUUUGAGCCUCUCCCUUUUAGCGACCAUUAUCCACCAUUCGGACUUUACCCGGAUAGAAACAAGAAAUUUUCUGGGUCCCAAAUGAUACGAAUUUUUUUAAAAAGAUUUUAGCAUAGAUUUGAGAUUUUUUCGCCUUUUUAAAGACUCAUUUAUACUUAUUUUUUAUAAGAAGAGCGAUUUUUCAAACUUUUAUUUUUUAGGUCCGCCUGUUCCGAAUCGCACUUUGCGCCAGAGUUAUCGGUGUUCAUCGACUUCAUGUUCUCUCGUUUUAUUCUUACCUCCACCGUUUUCUUCAGCCCAAACAGAGAGAGGUGAGUUAUGGGGAAAGGAAAUGGAUAUUUUUGUCACAAAAGGACGAAAAACGAAAUUUAGGAUGACAGUUACCGCUCCCAGGGUGUUCUCAUAACUUUUCGCUUCUUAUUUUCCGUUUUUUGAUUAACAAAUGCUUCCAAAUAACUAAAAAUUCAUGAGACCAGUUUUUUGACAGUUUUUGAACAAAGUUAUACUUUACGAUUGAAAGGUCAGCGGCUCAAAUGAUCAUUACUUCUCCAGCUUCAAAGAUAACUGGGGAACGUUUUUAGCGCCCGUUUAAACUUUUGAUGAAGUUGGACGCUUCAAAUGCUUGAAAUACCGCUGUUUUGGUAUAGUUUGCGUAUUUUUCACAAUUUGAAGCUCCAUAACUCGGAAAAAAGAUUAUUUCGAGAAACUUUUUUCUUGUUCUGCAAUCAGGGGUUCUAAAGUACACUUCAGCAAAGCUUCAUCAAAAGUUCAACCGGGGAGUAAAAACCUUCCCUUGUGAGUUCUAAGACAGUGAGCCGAAAAUAAGCUUUUUUUCUGAAUAAAAAAUGCUCUAGAACUUAUAAAAUUGCUAGAAAUCCGGGAACAGAAAAUUACUGGCCGAAAUUUCAAGCAAAUCCCUUAAAUUUGAAAGUUUUAGAUUUAAAAGUAUCUUCAGGUAACGCGAAUCCUGCUUUACGCCGCUCAAGCUUGUCACGAACUUGUGCCUCCAGACACUGUGGAACAGUUGCUCCGAGUUAUCGCGAACAACUUUGUCAGCGACAGGUGAAGAUUUGAAAUAACCGGAAUUUUGCAAAAAACACUGUUUGAAGUGAAAAAAUCCUAUUCUCAGUAUACGCCUUUUUUAAGUUCUAAAUUUUUUCUGAAGCUUUAGAAGUCAAUAUUUAUAAACUCAUUUUCUUGACUUGUAAAACUCAGGCGAAGUCGGAAGGGUGGAUAAUGGUUGCUAAAAAGGAGAGGCCUAAAAAAGGUCCCAGAAAGGCAGCAAAAAGGUAGCAGAAAGGCUGCAGAUAGGCCUCAGAAAGGCAGCAAAAAAGGAACAUUUUUAUGGAGCUUUUUUCCACUUUUUCCGACUUUGCCUAUGUAAAAUCAAAUACUAUGAAGACUUAACCAAAAUUAAUGAAUUUAAACCCAAGUUUUCAAAGGGAUUUCAAUAUUUGGAUCCCUAUUUGAAGUUUUGUGAGACCUUUUGACGUUUUUUUUAAAAAACUUUUUUUCACAAGAAAUAGAAGUUUUUUUCUACUUUUUAACAGGUUUUCAAUACUUUUUAUCCAGGUUAUAAAUAUUUUAUUACCCUUUAAUUUUUUUAAUUUUUCAAAUUUUCAUAAAUUUCAUGCUCUGGAAGCUCAAAAAUCCCCUUCAAAACAUUUUUAUCGCCUAAAAAUAAUAAGAUUUUUUUCUAGGAAUUCCCCCGAAGCGAUGACAGUUGGUAUAAAUGCGAUUCGCGAAAUCCUCGCCAAUUGUCCUUUUGCGGCGACGGAAGAGCUCCUCAGAGACCUGGCUGAGGUCUUUUGAUCAAGAAAAAAAUCUUUAAAAUGAAAAAAAAUUCAGUACAAAACGUACAAGAACAAGAACGUGUCGAUGUCGGCGCGGGCGUUGAUCACCCUCUUCCGGGCGGUUAAUCCCAAACUUCUGGCGAGGAAGGACCGAGGGAAGCCCCAGGGCGAAGACGAGGACAAGGAGUCAGGAUUUUUUAGAGUUUUUGAUAGAUUUUAUGCAGGAUUUGUAAUGUUUGGUUCAUAUUUUUUCAGAAAAAAUUACAAUUUAUCUUUUUUUUUCCGAGUAAAAUGUUAUUCUGAUUCAAUUUUUUUGAGACACACGGAAUUUUUGUGAAAUAUUUAGGUCUCCCUGUAGGGAUUUGAAGUAUCCUUAAGUGGCCACUUGAAAAAAUUCUUCCUUGAAGUCAUUUUAACAACAAAAAAAUGGUUAUUUUUCAAGGGAUUUUGUGAUUUUUCCGUUUUUUUUCUUGGGAAACGAUAAUCUUUUUCAAAUAAAUUUUUGCACAAAAAUUUCACUUCUCAAAGGGGCCCCUGGAGGGUACUGAAAAUCCCUUUAAGGGAAACCUCGAUUUUUUUCAAAGAUUUACGUGAAAAAUAACAAGGAGAAUUUCAAAAAUUGAGUCAUACUUCAUAAAAAAAUUGGUAAAUUCAAUUUUUCUAUAUUUGAAUUGUUUCUGUCGUUUCCGGAAGGUUAAGGAAAAAUUCUGUCUUGAAGACAGUUUGACAGAGAAAAAAACUGGAUAUUUUUUUCAAGGAAUAUUUUUGAUUUUUUUCCAUUUUUUUAAUUUCUUGGGAAACGAUUAUCCAGGGUUGGUUAAUUGUUGAAAUUUGAAAAAAAUUCACAAAAAAACCAUAUAAAAAGAAAAAAAUUUGUAGUAAAAUCAUUCACAGAAGACAUUAAAAAAAUUAGCAGAAAUCAAAUUUUUUUGAAGUAAAAUCAUUUAAAAAAAGGUAAAAAAACAGGUGGUAAAUGAAAUUUUUGAAGUAAAAUUAUUUACAGAAGGCACAAAACAUGUCGAAAUCGAAUUUUUUUGUAGAAAAAAAUCAUCUACAGAAAGUUAUAAAACAUGUAGGAAAUGAAAUUUUGAAGAAAAAUAGUUCAUAGAGGGUAAAAAAAAAAUGAAGGAAAGGAAGUUUUGGAGUAAAAUUCUUCACAAAAGUCACGAAAAAUUUAUGAAAUAGGCAAAUUUGAAGUAAAAUCAUCUGCAGAAGGCGCAAAAACAUGUGUUAAUCGAAUUUUUGAAGUAAACUUAUUCACAGAAGACACAAAAAAUAUAGAGAUCGAAGUUUUGAAAUAAAUUAUCUAUAGACAGUAUAAAAAAAUCGUGUAGAAAAUGAAAUUUUGAAGGGAACUUUUUCACAAAAGGCACAAAAAACAUGUAGGAAAUGAAAUUUUUAAGUAAAAUAGUUCAAAAAAAUACACAUAAAAUGUGCAGAUAUCGAAAUUUUGAAGAAAAAUUCUUUAUAGAAGGUACAAAAUCAUGUAGAAAUUGAAAUUUCGGAGUGAAACUUUUUUUUUCUCCAGGUUCCUCGGUUUUGCCCGACCGACCAUCCACGACUACGUGGCCGGCGCCGAAGUUCUCGAGAAAAAUCGUCAAGAAAAAGAAGGAAAAGAAGUUGACGAAGACGACAGCGACAGCGACAUUUUGGUGUCCGGUUGGACAUUCACAAAAUUUUCCAGAAGACGUCGGAUUUUUCAGACGUCGACACAGACGAAGUGGAUACCGACGACGAAGAGCCGGUGGCGAAAAAAAUGAGAAAAUCUGAAAAAGAUGAGGAGGAAGUUGAAGACGAAGAAGAUGAGUUUGAAGAAGUUGACGAUGAGGUCGGAUUCUGAAGACUUUCCGAAGAAGACGUGGAUUUUCAGGAGGAGGAUGAUGAUGAGGACGGCUGGGAGGAAGUGAGCGAUAACGAUGAGGAAGAAGAAGAAGAUGAGGAGGAGGAGGAGGAGGAGCUGGAGCAGGGACAGGAAGAAGAAGAGGAGAUCGACCCCAAGAAAAAGGCCGAAUUCAUCAGUUCGGAUCGGAUUUUGACACAGGUUUCAGUUGUUUUCCUCUUUUUUUCGUUCUUGGAGCAUAUAGAAACUUUAAAAAGCCUUGAAGCUUCCUUAGGAUCUUCUGAGUGGUCCCUUAAGGGCUCCUCUAGGGACAACUCUAGCUCCUCCUAUAGGGGUCAAUAAAGUUGGCGAAAGUGGUCACUCUAGGGGAGCAUUCUAGUGUUCCCUCUAUGUAUCUUCAACUUCAAAAUCUCAACAAAAAAAAAAUUUAAAAACCACUAUAGGGACCACUCAGACCCAGGACCCGUUAGGGACCACCUAAAUUUUUCCCCCUGUAGGAGGCACUUUUUUUCCCUGACCCUCUAGGGACCCCUCUGGCGCUCCUAAGUGGGGCUUAGGAAUGAUUAAAAUUGCAGGAAGAAGCUUCAAAAAAAUUUUAGCCUAGAAAUUAAUAAACAUGGAAAUCUUUUUCAGAAAUAAAUUUAGGAAAAGUUUCAGUAACAUUUAAAAAUUCUAAUUUUAAAAAAAGUUAAGAUUUAUGACCUUUCCUAACAGUUGAGAGUUACUAUUAGCAAAGGUGAAAUUUUGAAUUCGAAGAAAAAAAUUAUAUCGAACACACUAGAAGCUUGAAAUCAUGAUCCUUCUGAUCAAAAGAAGGGAAAUAGUUAGGGUACAGUUAGGGAAACAAAAAAGGGAAAUAACAUUGAGCUUUGCAGUGUUUGUGGAUUUUCUGGGGAUUUUUGAACCAUUUCGAAGCUUUUUCAUGAUUUCCUGAGCUCUGAAGGUUUUUCCAAAUAAUUCGAGUUGCAAUAUUUGAUAAUAUUUCCACACAGGUUCAUAUACAUAUUGAUUGCUUAAAUUGUGAGAAAAAAAAUAUUUCUUUACCCUGAAAAAAUGUUUUUCCACAGUUUUUGCUAUUCUCAAUUCUCAGGAAGAGUUCAAAUCGAUCCGAGAAUAUCAGCUCAAGAAGCAGAUGGUCGGUGAGAAAAGGCUGAAGAAGUUGAUGGGCAAGGCGCGGACCAACGCCGACGAGAGGAUUCUGGAGGAGCUGCACGAGAAAAUGGAAAUGUCAGUGGGGAGAAUUGGGAAAAAGUUGUUUUCAAAUGAUAACUUUUUCUUGUGUAAACAAUCCAAUUAAGGGUUGAUUUCAAUUUUUCAGAAAAAAAUUGAAAAAUUUGCCAGAAUGAUAUUCAUUUUUUUGAGAGUUCUUCAGAAAGAAGAGAAGAUUAUAAAAAAACACAAAAAUUAGCGAUUUUUGACCGUUUUUCACGAUUUUUUGGGUGAUAGGGUUAAGAUUUUCUCAUUUUAGGUAUUUCAUCAUGAAAUUCAUUCCAGGCUUUUUUAGGAGAUAAAAUCAAGGUUUUCUUUUUUUUUUCAGAGCCGUUUUCACGAUUUUUUUUAGGUCAUUAGGUAUCGAUUUUUAGAGUUAUUCUAAUAAUUAAGUGUUUUUUCUUUUCAGAUCCGACUUCUAGGUGAUUAGAGGAAAAUUUUCUUUUCUUACGUAGUUAUAAUUUUUUUUUCUAACCUUUUAGAGUCGAUUUUCACGAAUUUUUAAGUGUUAAGAUGAAUAAUUUACCAUUUUCAGGCUGUUUUCUCAUGAAUUUCAUUGCAGGCGAGGCUCCGGAGACGGUCUCCCCCGUCUGAAGGACAUUGAGCACUUCCACAAGAAGAAACGGCAAACUAAGGAGGAAAGAAUGGCGGACAUUGAAGCUGGAAGGGAUGAGGACCGAAAGUUUGGAAGGCCUAAGAAAAAUGUGAGCUGGAGGAGUUUUUGGCUUUGAAAUGGAUUUAGAGAUUUCUUUCAGUCUUAUUAGAGUUUUUAGGCUUUUCUCAAAAUAUUUGAUAAUUUCCAGGGCGACCACGUCGGUCGAACCAACCGUGAACUCGCCAAGAAGAAGGUCUUCAACAUGGUGAAGAACAAAGUCCGCGGAAAAAAUCGCCAAAGAUCGUUCCGAGACCAACAGAAAAGCUUGAGGAACUAUCUGAUGCGGCAGAGUGGCAGAAAACCACAGAAUUAAUUCAAAUUGUUGCUUGUUAUUGCUCAUGUUAGAGAGUAUUUUGUUAUCGCUGGUCUUCUUGUUACUAAAAUUCCGAAUUUUAUGAAUUUUUUUUAUAAUGACAUCAUCAAAUUUUUCAUUGAUUGGUGACGUCAUUUAUGUAAAAUUAGUGACGUCAUGAAGAUCUUGUCACGAAAUUUUUGAAAUUUCACCUUUUUGUUGGGACUUGGUCACUUAUUUUUCAAAUUUUCUGAGUUUGAUGACGUCAUUUUUAAGAUUGUGACGUCAUCAACCUGACCCUGGAAUUUUUGAUGAACUGUCUUUUUUUAUCACCUCGAAUUCCUUAAUGACGUCAUCACUACAACUUCUAAUUGUCCCGAAGUUUAUAUUGAUUGAUGACGUCAUUUAUAUUAAAUUCAUGACGUCACCAAGAAGAUCCUGUCACGAAAUUUUCGAAAUUUCAUCUGUCUGUUGACCUUUGGUCACACAUUUUCCAAAUUUCCGGAUUUCAUGACGUCAUUUUAAAUAUUUUUAUUGUGACGUCAUCAACUGAAGUUUUCGAAAAUUCCAAUUUUCAGCUUUUUUUUGACCCAUUUCUGAAUUUUAUGACGUCAUUUUUGAGAUUUUGACUUCACCAACUUGACUCUGGAAUUUUCGCCAAACUGUCCUUUGUUAUCACCCCAAAUUCCUUAAUGACGUCAUCACCCCAACUUCUAAUCUUCCAAAUGACGUCAUUUAUGAGCCCUUUUCGCGUUUUACGUGUCCCUUGUUCCAUGUUGUUCGUUCCUCUUUUGUUGAUUUUAUUGUUCUGUACCCAAAAAAAAGCGAUUUUGUUGAUAAAAUUGAACUUUCAAUGAAUGGGACACCGCGAGUUUCAUUGCCAUUUUAUCAGUUUUGGAACGAGAAAGCGUUAAAAAAUGCGAUUCAGAUAGGGGCCGAUAGCAAGUGAUAAAAUCACUGGGUUCCGAACAUUCUCGGCCCUUUCCGCCUUUUUUCUUUGUGUUUCCUCUUUUUGAUGAGAUUUUGAAAUAGGGGUCCCUUAAGGGAUUGCUUACAUUAUUGAUUUUUUAAAUUUAAUUGCGAAACAUCAUUUUUUCUAGUCUUUUUACGAGCCAAAAGUAGCCAUUUUUGACCACUUCCGGUUUCUCUGCGCUCUCUCUCGUUCACUCACUCUCUUCUCUGCUCUAUUGACCUUCCGGUGAGAGAGAGAAGAGAGCGCAGACAGGUCAGAAUUCUCUAAUUUUUUUGACAUAUAGAGUAAAAAUUUACUGUGAAACAGUUGUAGUGUGAAAAGAAGCGUGUUCUUCUCUGCGCCCUCUCUUCUUUACGCGCUAUUUUUCUAUUUCUCUGACCUCGCCGGUGAGAGAAAAAGAGAGCGCAGACAGGCAGAAAGAAAGAAAUGAAAAUAUGAAGGCUUUUUUUCUAGAAAUGAAUAAUUUCUAUAAUUUUGCGACUAGAAGUGCUGUUUUUCACUGCGCCCUCUCAUGUUGACGUACUAUUUUCCGUUUCUCUGACCUCACCGGUGAGAGAAAAAGAGACGCAGACACUCUUUUCUCUCACCGGAAACCGAAAAGGCGGUAGUUUCGACUCUUAAAGCGUAAAAACAAGGCUUAUUAAAGGCGCAUGGGAAGGCAUUUCUAUGGGUCUUGAGACGAAUCGCAAUUUUUCUGUGCGAGAGCGCCGCAGUGCAUGCACACGACACGCGACACUUCACGGAAAAAGUGGGCGGAGCGUCGUCACACGACGUUUCUGUUAGUGGAAGAAACCAGAAACACAGUGGGCGGAGCCAAAAUAUCCGCCGUUCCCACGUGACGUCAUUGGAACAGCAGAGAUUUCGGCUCUAAGAAUGAUAUUAAAGGCGCAGGCCGCUGUAUUGCCAGAGGUCUUUGAGACGAAUCGAUUUUUCGCUAAAUGAACGCAUUUUUCUGUGCAAGAGCGCCGCAGUGCAUGCACAAGGCACACUAAACUUGAAAAGUGCGCGGGGCUUUAGGGUCUAGCCGCGGCGAACGGACUAUAAUUCAAAUAUACCGUAUUUUUAAAAGGUUCAGAAAUGUCCGACGAGGUGAUCGACCGUUACUCGACCGUGUCAUCCACGAGAACUUCCCGGACUUUUGUCGAUCCUUUCGAAGAGACCCAAAUUCGUCGGUCUUCCAUCAUCGACGACAUCCUGAGCGACCUCCGGGAUGUUCGGCAUCCGUUUGAGGUUGGAUUUCGAAAUUUUCUUUCUUACUGGGAACAUUUUAGUGGCCAUUAUAGAGGCUCGCCAAGGACUACUUGACCCUAAAGUGGCCACUAAACCCACAUCUAUAGUGGCCACUAUUCUUCGUUUCAGUGGCCCCUUCAGUAGUUUUUCAUCCAGUAUUCCUUCCAGUAGCUCUGAUAAGUUUCCAACAAACAGAUUGGACCAGUUAUGUUGAUCCAUUGACCUCUACAGUGGCCACUAAUUUCAAACCCCUUAAGUGGCCACUAAUUUGAAUACUACAGUGCCCACUAAUUUUUAACCCCUUAAGUGGCCACUAAUUUGACUACUAUAGUGGCCACUAAUACUUCAAAACACUAUAGUGGCCACAUAAAAUUUUUUUUCAGUAUAGUCUUCCUAAGUGGUUACGAAGCCGCCAGUUAUCAUUUCGGACGAUCCUGAGCCAUUUAGGGACCCCUCAAGGGGUGUUUUGAUUACUUGGAAAGCCAAGAACGUCCCGGAAAAGCGUGUAGUUGGAAAACUCUGACCUGUCUGCUCCCUCUUAUCUCUCACCGUCGAGCCAUAGCCUAUUCUCCGGCAACUUGUCACGUUAUUUUCCGCCUCCGAACUACUGGACCCUUCUUUUCGAUGCGCUGAUCGUGCGCCUUUAAUAAAAAGUCGAUUUCAAGCCCUAAUUAAAGGCGCAGGCACAGAGGCAGGUCACGCGCAUCAGAGGGAAGAGUUCUGUAGCUCGGAGAAGGACAAAAAUUGUGAGAAACUGGCGCGGAAUGGGCUAUAUGCUUCAUAAACCGUCGGGGAAACGCCAGUUAUCAUUUUGGACGAUCCUGAGCCAUUUUGUGAUCACUUAAAUAGUUUUGUGUUUCCUUGGAAGGCCAGAAGCGUCCCCUAUAGUGCAGUCGGGAAAGUCUGACCUGUCUGCGCCCUCUUUUCUCUCUGGCGAAAUAUAGUCCAUUACGUGCCAUUUUCUCACGAUUUUUGUCCACCUCCGAGCCACGGGACCGUUCCUUCCAUGCGCCCGGCCUGUCCCUGGCCAUGCGCCUUUAAUAGAAAAGAAAUUUUAAGGCAUAAUUAAAGGCGCAGGCACAGAGAUGGGUUGCGUGCAUCGGAGGGAUGGGUUCUGUAGCUGGGAGAAAAAUAAAAAUCGUGACGAGCUUUCUCGGAAUGGGCUAUAUGCUUCAUAAACCGUCCUGGAAACGCCAGUUGUCCUUUCGGACGAUCCUGGGCCAUUUAGUGACCACUUAAGAGAUUUUAUGCUUGCUUGGUAGGCCAGAAACGCCCCCCUACAGAGUAUUCGGAAAAGUCUGACCUGUCUGCGCCCUCUUCUCUCUCUCGGGCAAGGUGAUACAGUUUAAUCACGGCUAGCUUGGUGCACAAAGGGGCGUGGCCUGUCUGCGCUCUCCAUUAACCCGGCACACUCUCGCUUCUCAUCGUGUCAGGACCCUUUUUGUUGGCUCGAAUCAGUUGUGAAUCAGCUAAACGAGUAAAACAAGCCGUCAAUGAAGGAAAGGAGGGCGCAGAGAAGUCAGAAGCUUUUCCAAGUUGUGGAGGACGUUAUAGUUGGUAGAGGAAAAAGAGAAGAUGUUAAUUUCCAGACUCCAAGCCUUCUAAACGGACGUCGUAUCUCCCACCCGUCUACUCCUCUCUCAGAACAUCAUGCGAUUUCGCCUUUUUCGAGAUUCCGACCCAUUUCCAGCUACAACGAUGGUUCGGGCGUUGGGGAGGUUGGUUCAGAAGAAUUUUGAUUGAAAAUGGAAGAAAUUGGGAAGCAAUGAUGAUGGAAACUUAAAAGCCAGAGUGGUCCCUAGAGGGAUUGAGGAACAAUAAAAGUCUGUAGCGGACGAAAUAGUGCUCACUAGAGAGCUAAAAUUUGGAGGGGGAGGGGGAAGAGGAGCCUUUAAAACACUAAGGGUCCCCACAGUGGUCUUUCAAAUGCUUGCCCAUAGCCACUCACUGAAACCCCUGGAUUGGCCCCUUUCGAGCUUUAGUGCGUCCUUCUGGUGUGCGCUAGACUACUUAGAAACUCAAGAGUGGUCCCUAUAGGGGUCAGUAAUUAAAACAACCCCUUUAGGGGCCAAUUUCUUCAGAUAUUAAAGUCCGAGCACUUCUUUUUUGAGCACUUCUUCCGGUUUUUAGGAAUUUUAGAGUGGCCCCUGAAGGGAUUAGGAGAGAAGAAGCACCUUUAGCGGACGCGAAAGUGGUCCCUAUAGGGGUUAGAAGCGACCUCUAUAGGGGCCGAAAAAGGGUUCACUAUAGGGGUAAAAUUAAAGUACUCCCUAAAGUCCGGUCCCGUAGCCCCUAAACCUCAAGUGGAUCCUAUAGGGGUCUUUCAAAUUCAUUCAAAAAACGCUUGUUUAUUCAUUUUUUCCUAUAGAGAUGCUUCUUCGCUUAGAGUUCAUAACAGAGCAUCUCCCCUAUAGGGACCACUUUUAAUAGCUCGGGGUUGGUAAAGUGGUCCCUAGAGUGGACCUUCCAGCCCCUAUGGUCAGUCCUAUAGGGAACACUACGGAGAACCCUUAAAGGGCCCUGGAGGGAUCACUCUGGCGCUCCUAAGAAUAAUUAAGGUGAUCGACAAUGAAUCGAAAUUCGCGGUCAAACUGGACGUUUCGAGUUACAAGCCGGAGGAUUUGAAAAUCAGCAUCGAUGGCCGCGAAUUGACCAUUGAAGGGAAACACGAAUCGAAAAAUGAGCACGGAUUCAGCCAAAGGUUUCAUUUCAAUUUACUUGAAAUAGGCUCAUUUUCCGUUCAGAUCUUUUGUGAGACGAUUCACCCUGCCCGAGCAGGUCAGCCUGACCGGAGUCAAGUCAGAAUUAACUUCUGCCGGUGUUCUGGAGCUGGAAGCUCCGAAAAACCCGCCACAAGUUCAGACCUAUCACAUCCCUAUCACUAUUAUCGGCAAAGAGCCGGAAACCAAUGAAUAA
This is a messenger RNA of Caenorhabditis auriculariae, 16038 nucleotides long. The record is from the annotation of a GenBank genome assembly. NCBI's taxonomy places the organism in Eukaryota, Metazoa, Nematoda, Chromadorea, Rhabditida, Rhabditidae.